AUAAAUAGUUAAUAAUACUUUAUAAAAAAUGGGUGUUGAAUUACCACCGCUUGAGUUUACGGAUUGUUUAACAGAUAGUCCACAAUUUCGUGAAAAUUUACAUAAACAUGAAAAUGAGUUAAAUAAAACGAGUCAACAAAUCAAAAGACUCAUUAAAGAAGUAAAAUGUCUUUUAGAUGCUGCAAGAACAUUGUCACGAGCACAACGUUGUCUAUCCGAUAGUUUAAUGCAGUUCAGUUUUGAAUGUAUUGGUGGUUCACAGACAGACGAUGAAUUGGUUAUAUCACAAUCGUUAAAAGAGUUUGGUCGACUGAUUUCAACCAUUGAGGAUGAACGAGAUCGAAUGAUGGAACGAGCAUAUGAUCAAAUUAUAUUACCAUUAGAAAAUUUUCGGAAAGAACAUAUCGGCGGAGUUAAGGAAGAAAAGAAAAAAUUCGAUAAACAGACAACAAAAUUUUGUCAAACACAAGAACGGUGCUUAAAUAUGUCAACGAAAAAACAAGAUGCAGUUUUAAUUGAGGCUGACGUACAAUUGGACAUGGCCGAACGUUAUUUCUGUCAGGCCAGUUUGGAUUAUGUAUUCCGUUUACAAGAAGUACAAGAACGUAAAAAAUUUGAAUUUGUUGAAACAUUAUUGGGUUUUAUGUUCGGUUGGCUUACAUUCUAUCAUCAAGGUCAUGAAGUUGCCAAGGAUUUUCGUCCGUUUAUGAGUGAUUUACAAUUACGAAUACAAAAAACACGUGAAAAUUUUAUAGAAACACGAAAUAAAACAGAAUCAUUAAAGAUAAAAAUGUUGGAAAUGCGACAGCAGAAGGUGGAAGAGCAACCUGGUAAAGUAGCAACAAAAAGUUAUAGUAAAGAAGGUUAUUUAUUUUUAAUGGAAAAGAAGACUUUUGGUACAACCACAUGGACAAAACAAUAUUGUACAUAUCAAAAAAGUACAAAGGAAUUCACAAUGACUCCAUAUAAUCAAUUAAAUCCAAAAGCUGGUGUUCCGCCACCAAUUACUAUGGUGCUAGCAUCAUGUACACGCCGUAUGUCUGACACAAUUGAGAAACGUUUUUGUUUCGAUUUAAGUUGUGAACGUCGACCUGGUAUUAUAUACACACUACAAGCGUUAUCUGAAAAUGAUCGGAAGGCUUGGAUGGAUGUUAUGGAUGGUAAAGAACCGUAUAUAAACUUUUUUCAGACAUAUGCAAAUUCAGCGACACAAAGUAAAGUAAUAAAACCAGAAGAACGAGCAUUAGACGAAGUUGGUUUUCAAUUUGUUAAUCGUUGUAUAGAGGUGCUUGAAAGUCGAGGUCUAGAAGAGCAAGGUUUAUAUCGUGUCGUGGGUGUUACAUCUAAAGUUAAUAAAUUAUUAUCAAUGGGUUUGGAUCGAAGGAAAAUUGAUAAAUUAACAAAUUUAGAUGAUCGUCUUGAAUGGGAAAGUAAAACAAUUACCAGUGCUUUAAAAACGUAUUUAAGAAAUCUUCCAGAACCUAUCAUGACGUUUAGGUAUCAUAAUGGAUUUAUUGCUGCUGCAAAACAAGAAACCAGACAAUUACGUUUAAAUGAUGUUCAUACUUUAAUUCAUAGACUGCCAAAACAAAAUAUAGAAAUGUUAGACAUAUUAAUAAAACAUUUAAAAAAUGUUGCAGCAAAAAGUGAUAAAAAUUUAAUGCCUGUAAGUAAUUUAGCUGUAUGUUUUGGACCAACAUUGUUACGACCAGAAGAAGAAACAGUCGCGUCAAUAAUGGAUAUAAAAUUUUAUAAUGUUGUUGUGGAAAUUUUAAUUGAAAAUUAUGAGAAAAUAUUUAAAAGUCCACCAGAUCCUCCUGAAUUACAAUCAACAACAAAUCAAACAACAAAUGACUUAAUACGUGGUUCAUCGCCGUCAACGCACCAUCACCAACAGCAAUUGAAUACAAAUAAUUAUAUUGUAAAUAAUUCACAUCCACAUCGUAAUAAUAGUACUUCUAACAUCAUAUCCAAUCAACAACAACAAAUUCAAACGCACAAUCAAAGAUAUAAUCAUUCACAUACAUCGCCACCUGUUACCCAUGCUGUGAUAAAAACAUACUAUGAUGGACCAAUACCAUUAAAUAAUAUGUCGUCAAGUUUACAUAAUGUGACAAGUACUAGUGGUGGCAUGGGUGAUGGCACCCAAUUAAUUGGUGGUGAACGUGAAAUGAAUGGUGGCAUAUCAUCGUCAUAUGUAGGCAGUAGCAGUAGUGGUGGUCUUAUGUCACAUAGUGAACAUUUAACUUCUGGCAGUAAUAAUCAUCAAUCUGCUGGUGGCGUAAAUCGGGGAAAUAUUAUGCACCAGCGUAUUAACACCAACAACACAAUGUCUGCAUAUUCGGAAAGUAAUCUGCACAAUAUGCACGGUUACAGUCCUGCACAUAAUAAAUAUAGACCACCUCCAUUUCAUAAUAGUGGAUUGAACGAUAUACGAAAUGAAACUUUAAACAGUACUAGUAGCUCUAAUGAAUCAGUAUCAUCAAUGUCACCGCGUGAACGUGAUGGUAUUAGCAACAGUAAUCAUAGUCAUAGUGGAUCUAUAGGAAUAGGAUUAUAUAGUUCACCGCAAAAAACGAAACGUGGUAACAAUACAAUGGGUACACAUUAUGCCAAAAGUUAUCGACCACAUGGAUCAGUGAGUAUUCAUUCAUCAUCACCAUCUGCUAGCGGCAGAUCUAGUCCAGCUAAUUUUAGUGUAAGAAGGGUGCGCACGUUAUACGCGUGUUUAGGCGAAAAUGAUGGAGAAUUAUCAUUUGAGCCAAAUCAAAUUAUUACAAAUGUAAAAAGUUCACUGGAACCAGGAUGGUUGGAAGGCACAUUAAAUGGUAAAACUGGUUUAGUUCCCGAAAAUUACGUGGAAAUGUUACCUUGAUUUAAGCUUAAACAAUUCUAUAAUACGUAACAAAAUUAAUAUAUAAAAAACAUUAUAAGCAAUA
Molecule: messenger RNA, 2939 nt
Organism: Chrysoperla carnea
Lineage: Eukaryota; Metazoa; Arthropoda; Insecta; Neuroptera; Chrysopidae
Gene: Graf
Product: rho GTPase-activating protein 26
Exons: 16
Coding region: 29-2875 (948 amino acids)
Biological process (GO): signal transduction
Cellular component (GO): cytoplasm
Molecular function (GO): protein binding; GTPase activator activity
Source: RefSeq, a predicted model, not a curated record